AUGGUUCAGGAGCUGCUGGUUCGCUGCCGGGGCUUGCCCUUUGCCUGCACCGAAAGUCAGUUGCGGGAAUGGAUUGGAGACAAAGACAUCCAAUCCGUCACCCUGCCGAUGGGUCGUGAUGGCCGCCCCUCCGGCGAGGGCUUUAUCGUCUUCACCAGCCAGGAGGGAUACGACAACGCGCUCAAGAAGGACCGCGAAAACAUGGGAUCUCGAUACGUCGAAGUGUUCCCCGGAACUCCGCAAGACAAGGACAUCGUCGAACGCGCAUCAAAGGCCGGCGGCUGGGGAGUGUCUGCCCGUCGUGCUCAAAACUUCACUGCCCCCGAUACCCUUCCAUCAGGUGAAUACGUCGUUCGUCUCCGCGGCCUCCCCUUCGGCGCCGAAGCGAAGGAAAUUGUCAACUUCUUCUCCCCACUGCCAAUUACUACCGAGGGAAUCGCCUUCCCUUCGAACCGCAGCGGCCCUCGUGGAGCUGGGGAAGCCUAUGCUGCAUUCAAGGAUCGCGAGACGGCCGAAGAAGCCCUCAAAUACGACCACAAGAACAUCCAGCAUAGGUACAUCGAGGUAUUCAAGUCCACCCAAGACGAGAUGUCGGCCGCCGUGGGCGGUUACCCGGACGAAGAUAGCUACGAUACCGGCUACGAUACCGGAUAUGGAUACGAUCGGGCACCCGCUUAUGGAGGGGACUAUAGGCGGGGCGGGGAGGACCCCUGGGCGGCAUACGCUAGAGGAUCUGGAUAUGAUCAAUAUGGUGGUGGAGCUGCGGCUGGUGCUUUUGCCCCCCAGCAGGGCAACUACGAGAAUUGGCGUGGACAAGCCCCGGCCGGCGGUGGCGGCGGUAAUCGUCGUUUCGUGCUGAAGAUGCGUGGCAUUCCGUUCCGGGCCACCGAGGCUGAGAUUUACGAUUUCUUUGGCCUGAAUCGCCCGACCAACGUCGAGAUCCUCUUCGAGUCCAAUGGACGAGCCGCCGGCGAAGCCCGUGUCGAGUUUGGCAGCCGUUCGGCGUACGAUGAAGCUUUGAGGAAGGACAAGGAGUAUAUGGGCUCCCGAUACGUCGAGCUGUUCCCCGAUACUCCCGGUCACUAC
Messenger RNA from Mesorhabditis spiculigera, 1086 nucleotides. The record is from the annotation of a GenBank genome assembly. NCBI's taxonomy places the organism in Eukaryota, Metazoa, Nematoda, Chromadorea, Rhabditida, Rhabditidae.